UGCUCACCAUCUUUGCUAAAGUUGUCCCAUGUGAUGCAUGCACAGAUGCUCCUCCCCUCACCUCCUGGCUGUCUUCCUCGUCUCACCUCUGAAACAGCACCUUAGGUUUCAACCCUUUUGUUAUAACCCUGUCAGUACAUGCUCCAGGCUACUCUGAAUGCAGCAGGAAAAUGAUUGAUAUGGGACCAGACCAGUCCUCUUCAGGAUUGUGAGGUCUCCUCUCUGAGAGUUAUAAUGAGUUAUCAUCAGGUGGCUGAGAGUGGAGCCAUCACUAAAAAAAGACAUAAGGAUCUUGAUGAGACGAUGGACCCUGAUAUGAAGAGUGUCCAUGUGUAUAAAACAGACUUUCCUACACCCAGCUGGGAGUCCACAAGAACACUGGAGAGUGACGGAGAACUAAGGGUCCAUAAGGAGAGAGCAGAGUCACCAGCCCCCAGUUACCUAUCAAUGAAGACUCACCAAUCUAUGGAUACACCUAAUUAUUUCAAGGAAGGAGACCUUACUCAAAAAGAGGGUGUAACUUAUAGGAUUCAUCUGGAGAGAGCAGAGUCACCAACUCAGAGUUGUGUAUCAGAGAAGACUCACCAGUCAAUAGAUCCUCCUGUCUCUUUCAAGGAGGAGACCUCUACUCAACAAGAAGACAUCCGACGAGGAGUGGUGGUCUGUGAUGUAUGUGAGGUCAAAGCUGUGAAGUCCUGUCAGACCUGCAAUCAGUCCUACUGUGAGACCCACGUUAGGAAGCACUACACACUACCUAAACUACAGAGACACACCCUGGUGGAUGUGACUGGAGACCUGUUCAGAGACACCCUGUAUAGAGGAGACCCCCUAUAUAGAGGAGACCCCCUGUAUAGAGAAGACUCCCUGUAUAGAGGAGACGCCCUGUAUAGAGGAGACUCCCUGUAUAGAGGAGACCCCCUGUAUAGAGAAAGACUCCUGUUAUAG
This is a messenger RNA of Salvelinus sp. IW2-2015, 945 nucleotides long. RefSeq lists its product as uncharacterized. The record is from RefSeq and is a predicted model, not a curated record. NCBI's taxonomy places the organism in Eukaryota, Metazoa, Chordata, Actinopteri, Salmoniformes, Salmonidae.